AUGGAGAAGCCCCGCUCGAUCCAGCGGAAGGUUGCUGACAUCGUCUUCAAAAUUGUGGGGGACGAUGUAGGAGUAGGCACAGAGGCCGCAGACACAGGUACCCCCAGCGACGAAGGUAUGGGGGAGGAGAGGCAGGAGAUGGCUCCCCUGGUGAAUGAACUCCGGGCAACACCGUCGAGUUGGAUAGCGACAAACGACAAGACGGAGAUGCAUCCAACAUGCGCAGCCUCAAUCGUCCACACAGUGGUUAUCUCUGAGCUGUUUUCCAGACACUCCAAUGCUCAGCAGGCCUGGACACACACCAGCCCUCCCCCGCAGGGUACACAACAAACAAGCCCUGCCACGCAGGGUACACAACAAACCAGCCCUCCCCCGCAGUGUACACAACAAACCAGCCCUCCCCCGCAGGGUACACAACAAACCAACCCUCCCCCGCAGGGUACACAACAAACCAGCCCUCCCCCGCAGGGUACACAACAAACCAGCCCUGCCACGCAGGGUACACAACACACCAGCCCUCCCCCGCAGGGUACCCAAUGCACCAGCCGUCCCCAGCAGGUUACACAACACACCAGCCCUCCCCCGCAGGGUACACUACACACCAGCCCUCCCCCGCAGGGUACACUACACACCAGCCCUCCCCCGCAGGGUACACUACACACCAGCCCUCCACCGCAGGGUACACAACACACCAGCCCUCCGCCGCAGGGUACACAACGCACCAGCCGUCCCCAGCAGGGUACACAACAAACCAGCCCUGCCACGCAGGGUACACAACACACCAGCCCUCCCCCGCAGGGUACACAACACACCAGCCCUCCCCAGCAGGGUACACUACACACCAGCCCUCCCCAGCAGGGUACACUACACACCAGCACUCCCCAGCAGGGUACACUACACACCAGCCCUCCCCCGCAGGGUACACUACACACCAGCCCUCCCCCGCAGGGUUCACUACACACCAGCCCUCCCCCGCAGGGUACACUACACACCAGCCCUCCCCUGCAGGGUACACUACACACCAGCCCUCCCCCGCUGGGUACACAACACACCAGCCCUCCCCCGCAGGGUACACUACACACCAGCCCUCCCCCGCAGGGUACACAACACACCAGCCCUCAUACUCAAGGGUAA
Oncorhynchus kisutch (coho salmon) is the source of this 1134-nucleotide messenger RNA. Its product is annotated as basic salivary proline-rich protein 3-like. The transcript is spliced from 3 exons. The record is from RefSeq and is a predicted model, not a curated record. The coding region runs from base 1 to 1134 and encodes 377 amino acids. NCBI's taxonomy places the organism in Eukaryota, Metazoa, Chordata, Actinopteri, Salmoniformes, Salmonidae.